AUGGAGGACGUCUACCGUUACACCCGCAGCCCUGCCUGGGAGGAACUGGAGCCGGAGAAAGGGCCGGCGUCCGCGGCGGGGAUCCAUGCCCAUGUGGUGGGCGCUGUCGCCGGCUCCGGUGCUGCAGACGAGUCCUCCGACUCCGAGGCAGAGCAGGAAGGCCCCCAGAAACUGAUCCGGAAAGUGUCCACCUCCGGGCAGAUCAGGAGCAAGACGAGUAUAAAGGAGGGACUGCUGCUGAAACAGACCAGCUCCUUCCAGAGGUGGAAGAAGCGCUACUUCAAGCUGAGAGGCCGAACUCUCUACUACGCCAAAGAUGCCAAGUCCGGCAGUGCUCUGGCACGCUGGCAGGAGCGGGCGCUGCGCAGGGUGUCCAGGAGUCGCGUGUGCUGGCGGGUUCUGUCCGUGUGCUGGACGGGCGCACGCCGCUCCCCCCCCCCUCUGGGCGCCAGCGGAUCUGAGGAAGGCCUAGUGAGAAUCCGGUCCCUUAUCUUUGACGAGGUGGAUCUGUCAGACGCCAGCGUGGCAGAGUCCAGCACAAAGAAUGUCAACAACAGCUUCACAGUGAUCACUCCGUUCCGUAGACUCAUCCUCUGUGCUGAGAACAGGAAAGAGAUGGAGGACUGGAUCAGUUCACUGAAGUCCGUCCAGUCCAGAGAGCACUACGAGACGGCUCAGUUUAAUGUGGAACAUUUCUCAGGGAUGCACAACUGGUACGCCUGCUCCCACGCACGGCCCACCUUUUGCAACGUCUGUAAAGAUAGCUUGUCUGGGGUCACGUCUCAUGGCCUCUCUUGUGAAGUGUGUAAAUUCAAAGCCCACAAACGCUGUGCCGUCAGAGCCACCAACAACUGUAAGUGGACCACCCUGGCCUCCAUAGGGAAGGACAUCAUUGAGGAUGAGGACGGGAUUGCGAUGCCUCACCAGUGGUUGGAAGGCAACCUGCCCGUCAGUGCCAAGUGUGCUGUGUGUGAUAAGACGUGUGGCAGCGUGCUCAGACUGCAGGACUGGCGCUGCCUCUGGUGUAAAGCUAUGGUGCACACAGCCUGCAUGGACCUGUACCCUCGCAAGUGUCCUCUGGGUCAGUGCAAAGUCUCCAUCAUUCCCCCUACAGCGCUCAACAGCAUCGACUCAGACGGAUUCUGGAAAGCCACCUGUCCCCCCUCCUGUGCCAGUCCGCUCCUGGUUUUUGUCAAUUCCAAAAGCGGAGACAACCAGGGAGUGAAGUUCCUACGACGCUUCAAGCAGCUCCUGAACCCGGCUCAGGUCUUUGACCUGGUCAACGGCGGGCCGCACCUCGGUCUGCGCCUGUUUCAAAAGUUCGACAACUUCCGGAUCCUGGUGUGCGGGGGGGACGGCAGCGUGGGCUGGGUCCUGUCAGAGAUCGACAAACUCAACCUACACAAACAGUGCCAGCUGGGGGUGUUGCCGUUGGGAACGGGCAACGACCUGGCGCGGGUGCUGGGCUGGGGCCCGUCAUGUGACGACGACACCCAGCUGCCCCAGAUCCUGGAGAAGUUAGAGCGGGCGAGCACCAAGAUGCUGGACCGCUGGAGCAUCAUGACCUACGAGAUCAAGAUCCCGCCCAAACACAGCUGCCCCACCACGCCUGAGGGAGCCGACGACUGCCAGUUUCAUAUUUCUGCCUAUGAAGACUCAGUAGCUGCUCACCUCACGAAGAUCCUCAACUCUGAGCAGCACUCUGUGGUCAUCUCCUCUGCCAAGAUCCUGUGUGAAACAGUGAAGGAUUUCGUUGCCAAAGUGGGGAAAGCCUAUGAAAAAAGCUCAGAGAAUGCAGAGGAGUGUGACACCAUGUCUCUCAAAUGUGCCAUCCUGAACGAGAAACUGGACUCCCUCCUUCAGACCCUCAACACAGAGUGCCAGGCUCUGCCUCCGCUCCCCCACUCCACCCCUCCCAUCGUAGAGGAGGAGGAGGAGGACGAGGAGGAGGAGGGGGAGGAGGAGGCCAGCGAGGAGAGCCUGACGGAGCUGAAGGAGAAGCUGGAGGAGGAGGAGACGGAGAAAGGAGGAGGAGGGUCCCCGCACCAGCUGUUCAAGAGCAGGGAGCAGCUGAUGCUGAGGGCCAACAGUCUGAAGAAGGCAGUGAGGCAGAUCAUAGAGCAGGCGGAGAGAGUGGUGGACGAGCAGAAUGCCCACACGGACGACACCGAGCUGCCGUCCCCCCUCGAGUUCAGGAAGGACAGCGAGGAGGAGAACAGGGACAGCGAGAAGGACGAGGACACCAAGGAACUGGAAGCAGUGCCCUCUGCAAAGAGUCCGUGUUCUCCAACAGAGAGGAGGGUGAGUCGCAGCACUCAGUCCUACGGCUCCUUCACCAUCACCCCGUUCACCACCAGCAAGGAGAACCUCCCCGUGCUCAACACACGCAUCAUCUGCCCUGGCUUGCGGGCAGGUCUGGCUGCCUCCAUCGCUGGCAGCUCCAUCAUUAGCAAGAUGCUGCUGGCGAACAUCGACCCCUUCGGAGCCACGCCUUUCAUCGACCCCGACCUGGACUCACUAGAGGGCUACAUGGAGAAGUGUGUGAUGAACAACUACUUUGGAAUCGGCCUUGAUGCUAAAAUCUCCCUGGAGUUCAACAACAAGCGAGAGGAGCAUCCGGAGAAAUGCAGGAGUCGGACCAAGAACAUGAUGUGGUACGGUGUUCUGGGCACGAAGGAGCUUCUGCAGAGAACCUACAAGAACCUGGAGCAGAAGGUCCAGCUGGAGUGUGACGGUCAGUACAUCCCCCUGCCCAGCCUCCAGGGCAUCGCUGUCUUAAACAUUCCCAGCUACGCAGGCGGGACCAACUUCUGGGGCGGCACCAAGGAGGACGACAUCUUCUGCGCUCCGUCCUUUGACGAUAAGAUCCUGGAAGUCGUGGCUGUGUUUGGGAGUAUGCAGAUGGCCGUGUCCAGAGUCAUCAAACUGCAACACCACCGCAUAGCACAGUGUCGAACAGUGAAGAUUACCAUCCUGGGAGAUGAGGGCGUUCCCAUUCAGGUGGACGGUGAGGCCUGGAUCCAGCCGCCGGGAGUCAUCAAGAUCCAGCACAAGAACCGGGCUCAGAUGCUCACCAGAGACCGGGCGUUUGAGAACACGUUGAAGUCGUGGGAAGACAAGCUGAAGUACGAUAAGCCUCCUCUGCGGCCUCACCUCUACCCACAGCAGUCUGUGGACCUGGCCACGGAGGAGGAGGCCGCCCUGGUGCAGAUGUGCGCCCGAGCUGCAGAGGAGCUCAUCACAAGGAUAUGUGAGGCUGCAAAGACCAAUGGGCUUUUAGAGCAGGAGCUGGCUCAUGCUGUUAAUGCUGCAUCUCACGCCAUCAACAAGACACACCCCAAGUUUCCAGAGAGUCUGACCAGGAACACAGCGAUAGAGGUGGCCAGCACUGUCAAGGCUCUGUACAACGAGACCGAGUCUCUUCUGCUGGGCAGAGUCUCUCUGCAACUGGACCCGCCAGAGGAGGAGCAGCUGUCCGGCGCGCUGCAGAGUGUGGAGUUGGAACUGGGCAAACUGGGAGAGAUCCCCUGGCUCUACCACAUACUGCAGCCCAACGACGAGGAGGACCACUCUCUGGGUUACGGCAAGAGGAACAGUCGCAGCAGCAUGUUUCGCAUAGUCCCCAAGUUCAAGAAGGAGAAGGCCGCCAAGAAGACGAGCCCUCAGUCAGUGGAGAGGUGGGGCACAGAGGAGGUGGGCGUCUGGCUGGAACAGCUGAGUCUGGGGGAGUACAGAGACACCUUCAUCCGACACGACAUCCGAGGCUCGGAGCUGCUGCACCUGGAGAGGAGGGACCUGAAGGAUCUGGGGAUAUCGAAAGUGGGUCAUAUGAAGAGAAUUCUCCAGGGAACUAAAGACCUGGCCAAGGCCUCCAUGGUUGACCUCUAACCCGGGAGCAGAUGUUGCCGGAGAGGGGGAAAUGAGCGCCCCCUCCCCCUCUGCCAUCAGUGGGAGGAGUCUGGCAGCACCGUGGGCAGCGAAGGAGACGACAGGUAUUCUGGGAGAGCUGGACGCUGUCCCUCUGCCGCGCUGAGACGGCCUCUGUGAUGUUGUGAACAAGAAACAUUAGUGUGUUUGUGCUUUGGUGCCAAAACGACCGAAGGAAGUGCAAAAGGAAGUCAUGGAUCUUCACACAAAAAAGCCAUUUCUGAGUUAAUAACCAUUCCUAGCACACGAUCAGGUAUGCAACUAACCACACUGAGGACAGUUCACGUGUUGUCUGACAAACUAGUAGCAAAACCAGGACUUCCAUGAGUGUGUGUGUGUGUG
Seriola dumerili (greater amberjack) is the source of this 4269-nucleotide messenger RNA. RefSeq names its product diacylglycerol kinase eta (gene dgkh). Bases 1 to 3888 code for a protein of 1295 amino acids. Gene Ontology annotation, biological process: diacylglycerol metabolic process; intracellular signal transduction; lipid phosphorylation. Gene Ontology annotation, molecular function: protein binding; ATP-dependent diacylglycerol kinase activity. The record is from RefSeq and is a predicted model, not a curated record. Lineage: Eukaryota; Metazoa; Chordata; Actinopteri; Carangiformes; Carangidae. The transcript is spliced from 31 exons.